This is a messenger RNA of Drosophila grimshawi, 1393 nucleotides long. RefSeq names its product peptidyl-prolyl cis-trans isomerase D (gene Cyp40). The record is from RefSeq and is a predicted model, not a curated record. The transcript has 4 exons. Gene Ontology annotation, molecular function: peptidyl-prolyl cis-trans isomerase activity; protein binding. Bases 119 to 1279 code for a protein of 386 amino acids. Gene Ontology annotation, cellular component: intracellular membrane-bounded organelle. NCBI's taxonomy places the organism in Eukaryota, Metazoa, Arthropoda, Insecta, Diptera, Drosophilidae. Gene Ontology annotation, biological process: protein peptidyl-prolyl isomerization.
AAACGCAACAGAUGGGCAGCUCAGUUGAAAUGUAAAUCGCAUUUUAUUUGUUUACCUGUUUUGAAAACGUUGAAAUAUUAGUUAGAGUUAAAGCCGGGCAGAUUGAGGCUACGCCCUAAUGACCAAAAUGAGUGGAAACAAGCAGCAAUUGCUGCAACCAGUGGACAAAACCAAUCCGAUAGUCUACUUUGAUAUUAGCAUCGACAAAGAAAGCGCGGGACGCAUGAUAAUUGAACUGCGCAAGGAUGUUGUGCCAAAGACAGCGGAAAAUUUCCGAGCCCUAUGCACGGGCGAACUUGGCAUCGGGAAGCUGGGAAAGAAGCUACACUACAAGGGCACACACUUCCAUACGAUCAAGCGGGUGUUUGCUGUCCAAGGAGGAGAUCUGGUGAACAAUGAUGGCACCAGCGGGGAGAGCAUCUACGGCCCACUCUUUGAAGAUGAGAACUUUGAGCUGACGCACAAUGAGGAGGGCGUAGUUAGCAUGGCUAACUAUGGCAAACCAAAUACAAACAACUCACAAUUCUUCAUCACUGCCGUUGGCUGUGAGAACCUCAACGGCAUCAAUGUGGUUGUGGGUCGAGUUCUGCGCGGCCUGGGCAUCAUUGCUCAAAUGGAACAGAACUGCAAUGAUGAAGCCCAUCCGACGGCGGAGAUCACGAUAACCGACUGUGGCGAGCUGGCGCCUGAUGAAGAUUGGGCCAUCGAAUGCAACGAUGAGACAAUGGAUAAACUACCGCCCUAUCCACAGGAUUGGACGGGCAAGUUCACAAAGCCAACGUGCGAAACAGCUGUCAACCUACUAACCGGCCUGCGACAGUCAGGCAAUCACUUCUAUAAGCUGGGUCAUUACCAUGAGGCGCGUGCCAAAUACCGCAAGGCGAACCGCUACUACACAAUGUUGCGCACAAGCUUUGAGGGUCAGCAGCCCAAACGAAACCAUUGCUCAAACUCGGAUCUGAGAAAAUUGGACGCUUUCUCUGUGGUGAACAACAUUAAUAUGGCUGCAGUUGAGUUGAAGCUGGGUAAUUAUCAGUAUGCCAAAUAUGAGUGCUCGGAGGCGAUUCGCUUGGAUCCAAGCUGCAGCAAGGCGUUUUACAGACGUGGACAAGCUCAGCGUGAAUUGCGUAACUACGAAGAGGCCAUUAAUGACUUAAAGCAUGCGCACAAUCUGCUGCCGGAGAACAAGCAAAUUCUGAAUGAAUUGAACAGCGCCAAGCAGCUGCUGGCUGAAUAUAAUAAACAGCAACGAAAUGCGCUUAAGAAUCUGUUCACCUAAUGAGAUAAGUUACUGAAUACUAUGUUUUACAAUGCGUUUGUAUGACAAACAUGACUUAAUGAUAAGUUGAAUAUUUGCUCUAUUUACUAUAAGGAUGUCCAGGCUGAUUGUGGG